Molecule: messenger RNA, 963 nt
Organism: Rubroshorea leprosula
Lineage: Eukaryota; Viridiplantae; Streptophyta; Magnoliopsida; Malvales; Dipterocarpaceae
Source: the annotation of a GenBank genome assembly
AAUUUGAAAAUAUGUGCUUAACUAUUAAAGUAAUUAAUUAAUUAUUAAGGCUGAAAGCUAGGGUAGGAUCUAUGUACAGGAUAUGGAAGUGCAAAGCACCAAUUAAAGGCAUAUGUAUCUUGGAUAGAUACAAAAACCGGAUGCACACGCAAUACUUUCCCCAUACAAAGCUUGAACUUAUCCUCCAUGUCUUAAUUAAAUUUCUUCUUAGAAAGGGUACUUUAUAUUGAAGCUUUGAAGUUUUUAGAUUCAAAUCUACAUAUAGUUUUACCCAUCCCUUGCAAAAUUGGUUAUGAUCCUUGUUGAUAAAAGAAAUUAAGAAACUUUCCUUUUUCCGCAGAUGUGUUGAGUAAUUUGAGAUUAAUCCCAUGUCCCUAUUAACAGUUAAAAGAAUAUUAUGUGUUGAAAUUAAGAAAAAUUUAUGAGAAUUUGUAACCCUGAUCAAUCAGAGAUAAUCCUUGGGGGCUGUUAAUCUAGUUCUUAAUUAGGAGUUACUCUGGCUUAAUUAAUUAGCAUGUAUAUCCCAAUGCCAUAGCACGGUGUCUCCCUUUUCUGUUGAUUAAUUUACAUUUGUCCUUCUCACUUUGCUUGCUUUCUAUUUUCUACUAGAUUUAUUCCAAAGUUGUGGCUAACCAUUCAUUUCUCUUGUUUUUGCAAGGUUUCAUUAACUCCGGGCAGCUGGGGGACUUAAAUCUCCGGAAGGAAAUAUACUUGUACUUCCAAAGUUGAAAGUACUUACUUUUCUGAUCAAGCUGUAUAUAUUAUGGUAAUUAACUUGGUAAGUGUGGAAUUUUAUCAGAAAAAUGUAAACCUAGUAAAUUAGAUGUGUGUAUUCAACUAUAUAUGUGCUUAGUAGUUACCUUUUGUACUAAUAUCUUUCUAUUUUAUGAGUGACAUUUUUACCUUAAUUUUACUCGUAAAUACCAUAUCAUUUUUAACGAUUAAUAAAGAGAUAAACUCUUA